Gasterosteus aculeatus aculeatus (three-spined stickleback) is the source of this 2176-nucleotide messenger RNA. It is a transcript of the gene gap43, whose product is annotated as growth associated protein 43. Lineage: Eukaryota; Metazoa; Chordata; Actinopteri; Perciformes; Gasterosteidae. Gene Ontology annotation, molecular function: protein binding. The record is from RefSeq and is a predicted model, not a curated record. Gene Ontology annotation, biological process: regulation of growth.
AGAAGGGAGUGUGUGUCCACGAGAGAGCGCACGCAAGCAAGAGAGAGAGAGAGAGAGGCCGAGAGAGAAGAAGUGAAAGGGAGGCAAAAGGGAAGAAAGAAGCAGAGAAGAAGAAGCCAGGAUCCACCAACUACAACUAUGCUGUGCUGCAUAAGAAGAACCAACCCGGUGGAGAAGAAUGAGGAUGCGGACCAGAAGAUUGAACAGGAUGGCACCACCAACAAACCCGAGGACAAGGCCCACAAGGCUGCCACGAAAAUACAGGCCAGCUUCCGUGGACACAUAACUCGGAAAAAGAUGAAAGACGGAGAUGAAGAGAAGGAGGGAGAUAGUCCUGCUGCUGCAGAGGAGGCGACAGACGGAGGGGAGGAGGCUAAGAAAGCGGAGGGAGACGAGGCACCCGCGAAGGGGGAGGAAGCUGCGGGAGAGAAGGCCAAGAAGGAGGAGGAGACGAGCCAAGCCAAAAGCCCCGUGGCAGACAAGCCGGCCAACUCUCCGGCAGCUGCCGCGGCCUCUCCUGUAGGCGCAGCGGCGUCUCCCGUGGCGGCCGCCCCGGCCGCUGCUCCUGCCGCCGCGGCGCCCGCCGAGCCCCCGAAAGAGGAGCCAAAGGCGGAGGAGAAAGUCGAGGAGAAGCCCAAAGAGGUGGAGGCCCCGGCGGCGGCGGCAGCCAAGAGUCCCACCACAGCAACAGCUGAGGAGAAGAAGAAGGAGGAGGAGGAGAGCGAAGAGAAGAAGGAGACCAGACAAGCCGAUGUGCCUGCCGCUGUCAGCCCGACAGCUGAGAAGGAGGAACCAAACCAAACAAAAGAUAAACAAGAUGCUGCGGAGGAGUCUAAAGCAGAGGAGGCCGCUCCGGCAGAUGCGGCGGCCGAGGGCACCGAGUCCAAGGAUGACUAAGGCAAAGUCUGACCUUAAGAAAGCAGAAUUAAGAGUAUGACGAAUAUCACAAAAAUCUAAAAAAGGUCGCUCUUGGCCUUCCCGACGUCAAGGCCGUCCGUUUCUAUUUGUUUGUCAUUUUUUGUGUGGCAAUGAUUUACUCGUGUUGGGGGAGUUUCCAGCGUUACGUUUUUUGGCUCAAGCUAAUACUGCGAGGAAGUGAUGGCGAUGAUGGUUGAUUAUGAAAAAUGAUUGUUAUCUCCAUGAUGAAGAUGUUGAUGGUUGUCGAUUAAUAAAAAUGAUUGUUACCCUGAUUAUGAUGAGGAGGAGGAGGAGGAGGAGGAGAAGGAGGAUUCGAUUUGGUCUCCACUCUCUAAUAUAAGUGGAUGAGUGGUGGAAUGAAUGCUCCCAACUGGAUAUUUACACAUUUAAAAUGCAUUGUGAAUGCGCCACACUUUAUAUGCAUCUCAAUGCACUUUAUUUAAACACACCUUGCAAAUGAAAUCUGUACUUCUGCAAAUGCACGCACAAAAAGAACAAGGUGGUUUUGAAAAUGCAACCCUACUUUUCAACUCCACGAGUGCAUUGAAGACGCCUCAAACGAGUUUACGCGCCGACACAUCGGAGGGGGAAUAGAAUGCGUGAUUAAACGUGUGACACUUCCAGUUGGGCAGCUUCAUCCUGAACACACAACCCCCCCAUAGGACAGGACUACUAGUCCCUCUCUAUUCCUGCUCGGGUCGUCCGGGCUCGGUUUACACCCCUUUGACAAACUCCCUGUCUGCUCACAUUUACAGUAAAGGACCUUUUGCCAUUUAAAUGACAUAAGCAUAUAAUAAACUACAGAUGUCAGCUAUAGUAUUGGUGUAACUGGCUCCAACAGGACUAUUUGUGUUCUGACAACCAAACGUGAGAACAGUAGCAUGAACCAUCGAACCAGAUGCAUGAUGGGAACUCUCCCUCUGAGAGGAACUCUUUCGCAGUCACAAAAACUUAAGAGGUGUGGCGGCUUCUUUUUUGAUGUCUUUGGUGUUGUUAUGACAGUUUAUAUGAAUUGGAGAAAAAAAAACUGAUUAUUAAACAAAAAAAUGCACUGAUGUUACGCAAAAAAAAAAAAAGUAAAAAGAAAAAUCAAACAAACGCGAAAAGAAAAAGAUACUUUUCACCUGUUCCAGUGAGUGCAAUGUCCAGUUUCAACCUUAUCGAGGAGUUCAAACUUGUGAGAAAAAGUAUGAAAAAAUAAAGAUGGUUUCAAUGUCUGUUUUCAAAAUAAAGCAAAUGUGCCAAUUACCACCAUAAA